UACUCGAUGGUAAAAGACAGGUCUCUCUGAUCUGUCAUUGUCGAAGAAAUUUAUAAUUAUUAAGUACUUUCGAAUUAUUUAAAUAUACUUACAAAGAAUUGAAUUAUACCUUUGUAAUUAUGGGUGGUCCCAUGGAAAGAAUUCAAGUUCUCGAUGAAAUAGAAAAAGAUAUAAUAACGUGUUUACAAUGUGCAGCUCAAGCACUGCUAGAACUAAGUAAAGAGAAGUCGGGGCAAAAGCAAGCUGAAACGAAUACAUCACAGUUUCUACGAACUCUCAAUCAGGUUGAAUCUAAACUGAGUGAUCAAAUAAACUAUCUUACACAAGUUUCUACUGGUCAGCCUCAUGAAGGAUCAGGAUAUGCAUCACAGAAGGUAUUACAGAUGGCCUGGCAUAGACUUGAGCAUGUGCGGUCAUGGGUAAAUGAACUGGACCGUCUGAAAGCAUCUCAUUUAGCUGCUGCAAAUAGAUCUACACAAGGGGGUGUUCAUAAUGGUAACAUGACUUCAUCUGGUACGAGUACAUGA
Achroia grisella is the source of this 527-nucleotide messenger RNA. It is a transcript of the gene MED11, whose product is annotated as mediator of RNA polymerase II transcription subunit 11. Gene Ontology annotation, molecular function: transcription coregulator activity. The record is from RefSeq and is a predicted model, not a curated record. Gene Ontology annotation, biological process: regulation of transcription by RNA polymerase II. The transcript has 2 exons. Lineage: Eukaryota; Metazoa; Arthropoda; Insecta; Lepidoptera; Pyralidae. Bases 120 to 527 code for a protein of 135 amino acids. Gene Ontology annotation, cellular component: mediator complex.